GUGCUGCAGGCCAGGAACUGACCACUCAUCACCUGCUCAGCAUUUCUUGCCAAGUGGCUGAUGGGAUGACUUACCUGGAAGAGCAACACGUCGUGCACAGAGACUUGGCGGCCAGAAACAUCUUGGUGGGAGAUGACCUGGCUUGCAAAAUAGCAGAUUUUGGCCUCGCCAGGCUCCUCAAGGAUGACAUUUACUCCACCACGAGCAACGUCAUGAUCCCUGUGAAAUGGACAGCUCCCGAAGCAGCCAUCUACCAGACUUACUCGCUGAAAUCAGAUGUGUGGUCCUAUGGGAUUCUCCUCUAUGAGGUUUUCACCUAUGGACAAUGUCCGUACGAAGGGAUGACCAACCAAGAAACUAUCCAGCAGAUUUCUCGAGGCUACCGCCUCCCUCGUCCGAACAGCUGCUCUCCCGAAAUUUACAGUCUCAUGCUUGAAUGCUGGAAGGGCCACCCUGAAGACCGGCCGUCUUUCCUUAACUUGAGGGACAUGCUUUUCUCUAUUUACAAAUGGACCCACCACCCCUUUUCUUGAAGGGGAAACCCCAUCCGCCAUAUUUAAAACAAGACUUUGACAUCUUGCGGCCACCAUGGGAUUAGCAGAACGGUUAGAAAUGGCUCGCUCCAGCCAGCUUUGGGCUCAAAGGAUACUCGUGCAUUUGAAAUGGGGAUAUAGGAAGGCCGCCAUCUCCAGAUAUGUUGCAAAAUGCUCCGAUUCGGGUCUAGCUAAGGCCCCCUUGGCUUUCCUGGCUGUGUUGACCGGAAGAUAAUUCACUAUAGAUACAGUACAGCCAAGAUGUGAAUGGCAGUGGGGGCUAAUUUGACAUGUACGCCAGUAGACUUUAAUUAUUCAACAAAAGUGCACAUAUAUAGUCUGAAGGGGAGGUGAUCGGUCAUUUGCAGCAAUGCACCAUUAAUUGUCUUUUGCUUCGUUAGCAGUCCUGAGGGAUCGGUGAUUCUUUUCAGAGUUGGGCAGAGCAAAGGAGCAGGUUUUGGCUUCCGAAAAAUGGUCAGCCACACCAUUGUUGAUGGCCGCGUUGUUCUUCUCUGUGGUGGGGAGUGGUUUUUAUGGACUUUUCUGCCUCGGGUGCCAACAGAACUGUAAUGGUUUUGAGCACCAUGUUCUUGAAUAGAAGAGGGUGCCACUCCCGGCUU
Pogona vitticeps (central bearded dragon) is the source of this 1153-nucleotide messenger RNA. NCBI's taxonomy places the organism in Eukaryota, Metazoa, Chordata, Lepidosauria, Squamata, Agamidae. The record is from RefSeq and is a predicted model, not a curated record.